GUUUUUAACGCUCCUUGGACGUGAUUGCUCGAGAAAAUACGAGAAGACUUUUUAACACUGAAAAGAGGGUGUGGCCAUCCUGUGCUUAUAGACUCAGGUGAGAGAGACUCUGACGGGUGGAUUUACCAGCCUUACGGACAUAGCAGGACAUUAGCACGGCUUGGACACCUGUGGACAGUUGCAAACCAUUUCCCGAAGGGUUAAGACGUUGGUGUGUUUCUCUGCGUUAUCAGUGAGCUUCCCCAGCCUCACGAUGACCAGGUGUUCGUCCGUCCUCGCCUGUGUGGCGAGUUUGCUUGGACCGUUUGUCUUGCUGUUCUACGCUCUGUCCUUCUCUACGGAUUAUUGGGUAUCUUACACAGUGGAUCGGACUCAACUGCCUAAAGAUCUGAGAACUCAAUCCCGUUCAGAGAAGAGCCUAAGGUUUUACCACUCACGAAACAGGGGGCUUUUCCGCGAGUGUGUUCAAGGCAACGAGACUGAUUUUGUGGACGACAACAGUGGUUCCUUAGACAUCAAUUGUUUCAACGUCAAUUACGAACCGGAGAUAAAAACUGUCAGUGACAGGUACAGUGGCCAGUAUUGGGCUAGACUACAUUUAUUGCGAUGUCACUUGGCUUUCUUGGCCAUAGGGCUGGUAACAUAUACUGUUGCCUUUGUUGUUGGAAUGGUCAUCUGUUGUAAGCGACAUCCCGGUUUUCUUAAAGCCGCCGGUCUUUUCGCAUUCACGUCAGCAUUUUCCACGGCUGCUGCUAUAGCCUUCUUCCAUGGCGCUGAGUACAUAGAGAGGAACACGAUCACAGAUCGCUCUGACGGUGAACAGUUCUACCAGAAUUGGCCAAAGGAAUUGAAAGACGCGUCCAGCAGACGUUACGACUGGUCUUACAUUCUGGGCUGGACCGGCAUGAUUUUAGCGGCCAUAUGUGCAGUCUGCUACAUUAUUGCCGCAUGGAUGCUGAAAAGUGAACAGAAAAUGGAGGACUCUGAUGAAAUCCUCAAACACCGGUAUUCUGGCGGACCCAUGUUAAUUCAGGACCCGGGCUAUGUGGAGGACCCGUACUAUAACAAGAUGUUUUACCAACAUGCUCGUCCCGCGGCGGCCUACCCCUACAUCGUGGAGAUGUCCAACCGGCCAGCAGUGGCCUACGGUGAACACCACUGGCAAUGGCAGUAAUAGAAGGUACCCCAUACCACAUGACACUCUUUUGUGGAAUUCAAGCAACAAGUCCAAGGAAGAGAUCACACAUCCAGUGAUUAAACAGGGUUGCCAAGAUCCUGGUUGGACAUGUUUCGUCGUAAGGUCCUAUUAUUUUUAGAGUUUACUUCUCGUACGGGAUUUAAUCUACAAUUUACCCCUAAACAUUAGGAACAAAAAUGCAGGCAUGCACAGUUUCAAGGAAUCCUUCUUGUAUGGAAAGCAACGGUCGUUAUGGUUACAGCUUAGGGGAAGUCAACAGUACUUAUAUACAUAUACUAACACAGAUAACAGGUGUAUUACAGAAAUCCGACAAGUUGAGUAGAGCAGCUCGAUUACAUAGUUAACGUUAACAAAGGGAGCACCAUGAGAGGGAAGAUUUGCGCUUCUGUUUUUUCUGAAUAUCGGGACGUCAUGAUUUCAUAUAACGUAUAUGUACAAGUAUAAUUAUCACUGCACGACAGGACUUUGGCAUUCAGGUUUCUCCGUUGUAACAGAUGACUAUAGCUAUAUACGUUAUUUGGUUACGCGUUUAAUCUCAUCUUCUCGUUGGUCUCUAGCUGCGAUAUUAGUAGUGUGUUCUAUUUUACUACGCUUAUGAUUUUGCUGUCUUUGUCUCAAGAAGGAAACUAAAUCAUGCAAUAAGUUUCCAAAACACACAUUCCGAUACUAUACUUGUAAUCCACGAUAAGCUAACUUUGGCAUUUAUAACUUUUCGUAUUUAACUUAGUUAGCGACUUGCAUAUAUAUCACGUGCUGUCAGGAGUAACGUAUAUGUGCUUUUCGGUUAACGUUACAUUUUUGGUGUUGUAUUAUAUUGUACGAGUGUACGACUUGACUUAUCAUUGGGUUAUUCCGCAAACAGUUAUUCAACGUAAACUGUGACUGUUGUUUUAGCGUUGUCCAUAUAUUAGCUAAUUUGUGAAAAAAUGGUGAACUCUUUUCAUAGUCAUGCCUGUAAACAUUGUUGACAUAGUUCCGAGUGCGAAGUUCAGAUGCGCAGUUUUCCAACACCCAAGGAGAUCGUAAAAUAUUAACCUAGGACAACGCAGUUAGGGUAAUAUAUUUAAAGGGUAGUUUUAGUAAAUUUACCAUGUAUAUUGAUAACUGUAGCUAAUGGUAGCUGUGUGUAUAUGAACUUAUAUAUUCUUACCGUCCUGGUGCUGUGUUUAUGUAUCUUUGAAGGCCGUUCAAGUGUUAGUAGCAAGUCUGUUCUGCCAAUAGCGCUAUUUCACGAUUUUAAGCCCACCAUUCUCAAUCUGUGUAAUUUGAUGUCGGUCUACGGCAUAACUCAAUGAGUUGCUGCCCUAGUUAGUUAGUGCUAACUUAAUUUACAAUUUUCUGUGUCUUGUUUAUGCGAUCCUAUAUAAAGUUUCUGUCACGUCUAUGUAACAAUAACUGUUAAUUAUCUGACUGGACAACACACAAUGAGAAGAAAUGAUAUCUGCGUGAGCUCCCCAGAAAUUUUUACGGAAUAUAAUAUACCGUAUGUUUUACUGUUAGCCAUACUCCCGAGAUAUUGACUGAAUAGCACCGAUGCUUUUAUUUUAACAACUCACCUUAAGUUUAAACGGAACUCAAUGUCAAACUUUUCAUAUGCAUUAUGAAAGUCCACCUUACCUGUACAUAUCAUUACGUAUAGACAUGUAUAACUGUUUUGCAAGCGUACUAUAUUUUUGUGAUGUUAUCUUUAAUAGCCAGAUAUUAAUAUUUCGAGUGCUACCUUUAUAACUGACUUCCAUGUCAUAUAUUUAAGAUUUACAUGAUACAUAUAGAGAGAGAUAGAACAAUAAAGUGCUGCCUAUAUUUAAGAAUUUAUCUAUGCAAUUGAAAUCUGUCUUCAAAUGUUGAUACCACUGAGAGCAAUAAAGUUCAACUGUUU
Molecule: messenger RNA, 3077 nt
Organism: Liolophura sinensis
Lineage: Eukaryota; Metazoa; Mollusca; Polyplacophora; Chitonida; Chitonidae
Exons: 5
Coding region: 254-1174 (306 amino acids)
Cellular component (GO): membrane
Source: RefSeq, a predicted model, not a curated record